AUGGACUCUUCAAACUCUUGGUUUGAUGUCUCGAAAGUCCAGAGUCUAAAUUUCGAUCUGCAAAACAGCUCUUGUUCUAGAAACAAUGACCUCUCAAAUUACUCAAUGGAAGGUGAGUAUAAAACACUAGCAACAGACGACCUGAGCAAUAUCUUGAAUUUAAACUAUGGAGAAACAAAUGAUAUAAUUAUGAAUGAGAUAAAAGACCUCAAUCUUCCGCUAGGACCGCUUUCUGAUGAGAACUCCGUUAAAGUUUCUAGCUUUCCCGAAUUAACUGUAAACGAUUGGCAAAACGUAAAUUUUGGUUUGGGGAAUAGUGCUAAAGAAGCUAGCCCUAACACGGCUAGUUUAAUAACUGAAAGCAGGCCCAACCAGGACGUUGUUAUGUCUAAGGAUCCAAAGAGGAUGGCAUUCACAUUGGAUAACAUGAAAAAAAGUGAAUCUGAAAAGGGCUUCGAUAGAAACCUUGGUGAGCUACUGCUUCAACAACAGGAAGAACUACGUCAGGAGCUAAGGGCACAGCAAGAAGCCAACAGGAAAUUAGAAGUAAAACUAAAAGAAACACAAUAUAAGCAACAACAAUUACAGGCUACUUUAGAGAAUGCUGAUAGCCAACAGUUUUUGUCCCCAAAAAGAAGUACUAUACCUGCUUCCGAGAACGUGGAGGACGUAUACGCGAAUAGCCUUUCGCCAAUGAUUUCUCCACCAAUGUCAAACACUUCGUUCACCGGAUCACCUUCUAGGAGAACUAAUAGGGCAAAGUUUUCUCUAGGAAGAAAAAACUCUACCGGAACAGCAGGUCCAUUAAGUUUUCAAGAAUUGAAUGAAGAUUUUAAUGGAGUACUUAUUUCACCUAAGAGGACUCGUCCAAAUCCAAAUGGAAGUUCGAACUUAAAACCCAAAUUUAUCGCACCAUUUACUCCGAAGAGUAGAGUUAGUUCAGCUACUUCCAAUUCUGCGAGCAUCACGCCAAAUAACUUGAGGCUAGACUUUAAGAUUUCUACUGGAGAACACGAUAACGAAGAUUCGGAUCAACCCUUGGGGCUAGGUAUAGAAAUUCUUGGAAAGUCAGGCUCUUCUCCAACCAAAGGAAUGUCUGUAAAGGCCCCUCCAAUAGACGUUAUGCCCACAAUCCCUGGGUCCGUUAAUAAUACUCCAUCAGGCAAUAAAAUAGCCAUUCCCUCCAACUACAUUGACCAAUAUACCCCGAGAGGAAAACAGCUACAUUUUAGUUCAAUCAAUGAAAAUUCUUUGGGUAUUACCUCUGUGACGCCGCAACUAAAGCCUCCGAGUCAGCAAAUGAUUGGACGUCGGGAAAGUGUUUUCAAUGAGUUGAACCCCAAUUUAGUCUUUAAAAAUAUUGAUAAUGAGGGCAAUAGCGAAGAAAAUGAGCCGGAAAGUAGAUUUGUUAUAUCUGAAACACCUUCUCCAAUUUUGAAGUCACAGGGUAGAUACGAAGGAAGAUCCCCUCAAUUUGGUGCUCAUGCAAAGGAAAAUGACACGUAUAUCGGUAAUAGCCCUUCAAAAAUCACAAGGAAACUUACUACUCUUCCCCGAGGUUCUAUUGAUAGGUAUGUGAAGGAAAUGCCAGACAAGUCAUUUGAGUGUUUGUAUCCUGGAUGUGCAAAAACAUUCAAGAGAAGAUAUAAUAUAAGAUCUCACAUUCAAACACAUUUAGAGGAUCGACCUUACUCCUGUGAUAAUCCUGGAUGCGAUAAGGCAUUUGUGAGAAAUCAUGAUUUGAUAAGACAUAAAAAAUCACAUCAAGAAAAGGCAUACGCAUGCCCUUGCGGUAAGAAAUUCAACAGGGAAGAUGCCUUGGUUGUACACAGAAGCAGGAUGAUUUGUAGCGGCGGCAAGAAAUAUGAAAAUGUGGUGAUCAAAAGGUCCCCAAGGAAAAGGGGAAGACCAAGAAAGGACGGAUCAUCGAGUGUUUCUAAUAGUCCAAUCAAAGAGAGCCUUAACCGGGAUCACAACGGGCAAUUGAUGUUCAAACUUGAAGAUCAACUGAGAAAAGAGCGUAGCUACGAUGAGAAUGGAACGGGAAUUAUUGUUUCGCCAAUGAGAGUCAAUCAAAGGUAA
Messenger RNA from Saccharomyces eubayanus, 2082 nucleotides. RefSeq names its product DNA-binding transcription factor SWI5 (gene SWI5). Gene Ontology annotation, molecular function: DNA-binding transcription factor activity, RNA polymerase II-specific; RNA polymerase II cis-regulatory region sequence-specific DNA binding. Gene Ontology annotation, cellular component: nucleus. The coding region runs from base 1 to 2082 and encodes 693 amino acids. Gene Ontology annotation, biological process: regulation of transcription by RNA polymerase II. Lineage: Eukaryota; Fungi; Ascomycota; Saccharomycetes; Saccharomycetales; Saccharomycetaceae. The record is from RefSeq and is a predicted model, not a curated record. The transcript has a single exon.